UGUCAAGUCAAUUGUCAAAACAAACAAACAACAAAAAAAUAAAAAGUAACCUUGCUCUAUUUACUUAAGUAAAAAAUAACUUAAAUAAUAUAUAAUCAUAACUACCAAUGAAAGACUGUGGUAAAAUUUAACAGAUACAGUGUACGUAUUCAAAAUGCAGCAAGAAUCAAUAGUGAGUACCAGACCAGAUAGAGAAAUUACUAAGAAAAUUAUAACACCGGGUGAUUAUUCUAUCGUGCCAUACGAGGAGUCUCGAUGUAAAAUUUUGCUUUCCAAUGUGCAUACGAGCAAUGAAGAUCUUGAAAUAGACGUAGAAAGUCGUAUAUUAAAUAAAAACUUUGAUGGCGUAUUUAUAAUCGGAGAAGCAGAUACCUUUAUUGAUAAAGAUUUCGAGUUAAUCCUGCAACAGAUGUGUUGCGGUGAGACUUGUAUUGCCAGAAUUGUUUAUAAAAAUCAGAACUUUGAAGUAGUCAAAGAGAUAUCAUGUGAGAUAGAGUUAAAGGAAGUUACAGAAGAACAAUUAGUGAGCGAUUGGAGUUGGGCGAGAUUGCUUGAAGCAGCUACACAUCAUAAAGAGCAAGGAGUGGCUUUGAUUCAAGAGAAGAGAGUAAUAGAUGCAUUUAGGAGGUUUAGUAAAGCAUUUAAGUUUUUAGUAGCUAUCGAACCUGUGAAUCCAGAAGAAAUUACUGAUGAAUCCUUGAAUGAAAUAAAAGACUUGAAAGUAAAGUUAUACAAUAACUUGGCGCACUGUCAGCUACAGUUUUGUGAAUAUCAAGCCGCAUUAGAUCUCUGUAACCGUGCAAUAAUAUUAGACAACGAUAAUGUGAAAGCAUUGUAUAGACGCUGUACUGCUUACCAUUGUCUGCAGAUGUAUGAUGAAGCUUGGAAGGAUAUACAAAAAGUGGUAGUAUUAAAUCCCAAUGAUAAAACAGCACGGAACAAAGCUGGUGAAAUUAAAGGAAUUCUAGACAAGAUAAAUGCAGAAUAUGCUAAUGUUAUUAAAAAGAUGUUUAUUUAAAUUUUCAUUUUAGUCGUAAUAGAUGGCGCUAAUUGUAAAGACGGAAUAAUUUUGCCUUUUAUUAAAAUUUUCAU
Papilio polytes (common Mormon) is the source of this 1092-nucleotide messenger RNA. RefSeq names its product FK506-binding protein 59-like. The transcript is spliced from 2 exons. Lineage: Eukaryota; Metazoa; Arthropoda; Insecta; Lepidoptera; Papilionidae. Gene Ontology annotation, molecular function: protein binding. Bases 155 to 1018 code for a protein of 287 amino acids. The record is from RefSeq and is a predicted model, not a curated record.